GCCGGCCGCCGUGUAGGGCGCGCACAUGGAGCGUGCUCUCCGCUCGCCGCCGCUGCCGCCGCCGCUGCCGCUGCUGCCGCUGCUGCUGACGCCGCUGCUGACGCUCUUGCCGCUCCCCCUGGCUGCUGAAGGUAGCCAGGAGCCCUGUCCAGAGCUGGUGCUGCCCGGCAAGCAGGUGGGAAUACUACUGCUCGUUAACCAGAGUCUGAACGUGGCCGACAAGUGCGAGGAGUUCAAAUGUCAACGGAACCCGGACACGCGUCGACUGGAGGUGGUUAAACUUAGCUGCGGAACCUUUCUGACAAUACCAUUGCCUGGGAACUGUCGACCAAACAAACGGCUGCCGUUUCCGGACUGCUGUCUGCGUCCAAAAUGCUCCCGAAAGCGUCGGCCGAGGCCCAGCAGGCCGCAAGCCACGCCCGCACCGCCGAAACGGACGCGACCGACAGCCAGGACAACCAACAGGCCAGCGAUCGUACCGACGCCGGGGGCAACCCCGCUGCCGACUCCGUCGAGUGCAGCUCGCCAGGGUGGCGCAGGAUCCGGAGCAGCACAUCAAGGGCGGCAGGGAGACAAUGGAGAGACGCAAGACAGCGUGCCUAACAAGCCAGCCGGAAGGCAGAACGGCCACGGCUUGCUAUCUCCUUUUAUUAGUCCGGCGAAGACCGUGCUGCAUUCGAAUCGCACCUGGAAUACGGAGCCUAAGCCAUUUGACGGCCCGAUAAACAGCAUCAUCUUCAGAGGCGCCGGUCUCCCAGUCGCCAACGCCACAAAGGUUCGCUGGUUUUCUGUGGCCACCGGCGGCCCUUGGUCAGGAGAGCCCCAUCCCACAGCCCAGCCGAAGCCUCGCCGCACAGCACGCCGGUCAUUCGCAGUGCAGCUGCCGACCAGAGGACGCUCGCCGUCGUCGGCGGCGGGGAGCGGCCGACCCCGACCGCUGAUAGGCGGGCGCCCCGUCAGCUCGUGGCUGCUCCACGUCCCGCUCACCCGCGACCAGCCCUAGAGCUGCAGCGAAGCCGCUGGCUGACCUGGCCGGCUGCUGUGGCGGCGGGUGUGGCGCCGGGGCAUCGCCAGAGGUGUCAGCGUUGAUAGUGAGGAACCACGGAAGAGACGGAAUUUCGUGAAUAUGCCCGCCCUUGAUUUGUGCGGCCAGCUGCAGGAAAUGCAUCAGCUGGGCUCACCAAAAUCUGGUCCAAAUAUAUGCAGGGAAUGGGAAAAA
This is a messenger RNA of Pollicipes pollicipes, 1219 nucleotides long. Its product is annotated as translation initiation factor IF-2. The record is from RefSeq and is a predicted model, not a curated record. Lineage: Eukaryota; Metazoa; Arthropoda; Thecostraca; Pollicipedomorpha; Pollicipedidae. The transcript has 3 exons. Bases 26 to 1003 code for a protein of 325 amino acids.